Clunio marinus is the source of this 730-nucleotide messenger RNA. Lineage: Eukaryota; Metazoa; Arthropoda; Insecta; Diptera; Chironomidae. The record is from the annotation of a GenBank genome assembly.
GUGAUACAAGAAAAUUCUCAAGUAAACAGAAAAAAAUAAUCUAUCAAACAAACGGUCCAAAUUAAAGAACAAUAAUGCUUGAACCAGAAAGAAAAAGGAAACGAGUUGUUUUAACACUUGAAGAAAAGCUUGAAGUCGUCAACUAUCGAGAUCAAGGACUUUCUGUUGAAAGUAUAGCUGAAAAGUUCAAUAUAGGAAUAUCAACAGUUUCAGAAAUAGUUAAAAGAAGAGAUCUUAUAGAACAAGCAGUGAACAAUCGAAUAGGAGCAACAAGUAAAAGAAAAACAAUGAGAGCACCAAAAAAACAUGAUGUUGAAACUGAACUGUAUAAUUGGUACUUAAAACAAAAACAGACACAUCAGCCUAUACAAACUCAAGACUUAUUUGAAGAAGCUACUCGAAUAAACUCUCGACUUUAUGAUGAAGAUGAUUGGCUGCCUACAAAUGGUUGGUUGUCCAGGUUUAAAGAAAGAUACGGAAUAGGAAAAAUUUCCUUGAAAUCUGAUAAACCUGAGAAGAAAAGAUGGGACGAUGCAUUGGAUGCUGCGGAAUAUCUUCUCGAUUAUAUGAAUACAAGAGAUUUCGUUUUAAAAGAUAUAAUCACUGUGAGAAUGAUCCGUGAUAGAAUUGCAAAUCGAGAUGAUAGAGAAAUAGAAGAGUUUUAAUUGUAAAUACUUUUAUUAAGUACUAUUUGGUGAAUAAAUUUUUUAAUUAAAUUUCUUGAAAAGUA